Messenger RNA from Andrographis paniculata, 668 nucleotides. RefSeq lists its product as uncharacterized. The coding region runs from base 89 to 592 and encodes 167 amino acids. The record is from RefSeq and is a predicted model, not a curated record. The transcript has 3 exons. NCBI's taxonomy places the organism in Eukaryota, Viridiplantae, Streptophyta, Magnoliopsida, Lamiales, Acanthaceae.
UUCACAUCCUUCGAUCGGCCUCCCUAACUAACUGAUCUCGAUCAGAAUCAUUCCCCAAAUUGAAAAUAGAUCAAUUCUUAGAAUUGAAAUGGGGAGAAUGAAGAAUUCAUGGAUCAGUGCAACCUCAGAUUAUUAUUUUGCAGCAUCAGUAGUACCUCCAUUGGAAAGCCACGAGGAUCAGAUCUUCACCAGCACGAAGCAGCAGAAGAAGAAGAAGAAGAAGAAGAAGAAAUGUCCGUUGCUUGCAGGUUUCAGGAAUCUGAUGGACUGUGGUGCCUCUGAUAAUAAUAAUAAGAGACGUGGAGAAGUGAAGAUGAAGAAGAUGAUACAGCAGAGGAAGAAGAGGAGAGCUGACGGUUUCAUCGUCCACAUCAAGUGUUUCUCUACAGCUUCCACUCAGAUCAUCAUCUCCCAAUCGGAAAACCCUAAAUUCACAUUCUGCAAGAGAAGCGAUAAGAGGACUGGCGAAUUAUUUAACGACAAAACCCAAAUGAUGAAGUUGCCUAUUUGCUCGCAAUGUGGGAAGGCAUUCGAUCCACACAAACUCGUCACACACAUUCAAUUUUGCUCUUCGUAUAAAUUAUUGAAAUAAUAUUAGAUAAAUAAUGUAUUAUAUCAAUAAACAUCUUACGGAAAAAAUACAAAUAUUGUUCAAAUUAAUCAAUAAU